UACCCGGGACCUCCGGGUCCCGAUGCGAACCCUCGACCGGCGCCCACCGUCCCCGGAGUUCCUCUUCGUCGAAGAGGCUCGCCGUCAGCGUCGCUCCUGGGGAGAAAACCUAACCUUCUACACCGGCUGCUCCUAUCUGGCCGGCGCAAUCGGCGGCGGCGCCACCGGUCUCCUCUCCGGUGUCCGCUCCUUCGAGGCCGGCGAUACCACCAAGCUCAGGAUCAACAGGGUACUCAACUCCUCGGGCCACACGGGUCGGGUCUGGGGAAACCGGCUGGGCGUGAUCGGGUUGAUCUAUGCGGGUAUGGAGAGUGGGAUUCAGGCGGUGAGAGAUACGGACGAUGUUUUGAAUAGCGUCGCGGCCGGACUCACCACCGGCGCGGUGUACCGAGCUGCGAGGGGCGUGAGGUCUGCCGCGGUGGCCGGAGCCGUCGGAGGAGUCUUGGUCGGUGUGGCUGUCACGGGGAAGCAGGCGCUCAAGCGAUACGUGCCGAUAUGAGCAGGGAGAGUUCGUUUGUGAUGCCAGUGGUGUGGUAUUAUUGGCUUUUUCUCUGUCUCGUUAGGGUUUGGAAAUUUUGAUAGUCCCGUUAGGAAUCGGAAUUUAUGAUAAAUGAAUAUAUGUGGGCAAUGCAUGGUGUUUCUGUGCUUGGAAUUUUAAACGGAAUUGAUUAUUUGAUUAACAAGUAGUUGAGCAUGGGAGUGACCAUGCUUUCAUACUAGUUUUCUUGUUAAAAGUUCUAUUGUAAUUUGUCGAAUUGUCCUGAUAAUGAAUAAUUGGGAUGCAUUUAAACUUCUGGGUUGCAUUGUAUA
Prunus mume (Japanese apricot) is the source of this 810-nucleotide messenger RNA. Its product is annotated as mitochondrial import inner membrane translocase subunit TIM23-2. Gene Ontology annotation, cellular component: TIM23 mitochondrial import inner membrane translocase complex. The record is from RefSeq and is a predicted model, not a curated record. NCBI's taxonomy places the organism in Eukaryota, Viridiplantae, Streptophyta, Magnoliopsida, Rosales, Rosaceae. Gene Ontology annotation, biological process: protein import into mitochondrial matrix. Gene Ontology annotation, molecular function: transmembrane protein transporter activity.